Molecule: messenger RNA, 898 nt
Organism: Sebastes umbrosus (honeycomb rockfish)
Lineage: Eukaryota; Metazoa; Chordata; Actinopteri; Perciformes; Sebastidae
Gene: fkbp11
Product: FKBP prolyl isomerase 11
Exons: 6
Coding region: 293-856 (187 amino acids)
Biological process (GO): protein peptidyl-prolyl isomerization
Molecular function (GO): peptidyl-prolyl cis-trans isomerase activity
Source: RefSeq, a predicted model, not a curated record
CCUGCACCACGGCGCCGCUUCCGCUCCUCUCAGCCUGGCGGCCUGGUGGGUGAGAUGCUGGCGGAAUGUGUGUGAGGCGGUGCUCUUCAAAGGGACACCCAGGUGCUGGGACAACGUCCACGGGUCCUUAUCUCUACUAAAGCCUUAUAACACAUCAGCAUUACUCACUGCUGAGCCAUUUUGGACACAGGAGGACUGGACUGUGCAGCUGCAGCAGCUGUGAGUGUGUGAGGAGGAGGAAGAAGAAGAAGCGGAAGUUGUUGGAUGUGCAGCUGUUUUGCAGAAGUUCACAAUGAAGUGCAGCGUUUUCCUGCUGCUGUUUGCAGCUUUCACCUGUGGACUCACACUGGGAGAGGACGAUGAAGCCGAGGAGGUGCAGGUGGAGACCCUGGUGAAACCAGAAACUUGCUCUGUACUUUCCUCAAUGGGAGACACGCUGCAGAUCCACUACACGGGUAAACUGAUGGAUGGGAAGGUGAUCGACUCAUCACUAUCCUUGGACCCUCUUGUGGUCGAGCUGGGGAAGAGGACAGUAAUUGCCGGUCUGGAACAAAGCUUGGUUGGCUUGUGUGAAGGGCAAAAAAUCAAAGCCACUAUUCCAUCUCACCUUGCAUAUGGAAAAAAAGGUUACCCUCCUACGAUUCCAGGUGAUGCCGUCCUUGAGUUUGAGGUGGAGGUGGUUUCUCUGACACAGCAGACACCGUGGCAGAAGAUGGUCAACAACGUGUUGCCCCUCUUGUGUUUGGCGCUGGUGCCCACUCUGCUCGGCUUAGUGGGUAUCUACCUCUACAAAAAGGCCAGUGCCGAGAAGCCUAGCAAAAAGAAGGCAAAGGACAAGAAGAUCAAGAAGAAAUAAAGACAAGGCACAGAACUAUUUAAAUAAAUUUUUUAAAUUGUA